AUGGGAAAGACACGGACAUUGCUUGAGGCGGCAGUUGCUGCCGGCCUCUUAGCAUUUCCAACGCAGGUAGCUCAACAUGUCUAUGAGGCAAACAAUCUUGAUGAAGCCACCGACUGGAUCGAGUCAUUCACGGAGAAGGCCAAAGGGAGAGCUACCCUGUUUUUGGGCGCUGCCAUCUCUACGUUCAAGCCAACACAGUUGCCUAUGUGGAAUGACUUCGUACAGUUACUGUGGGCCUCAGCUCUUGAAGUCGCUACCGCAGACAUGCGACCUGACAGGGUGUCUGAAGGGCUUUUGGGCUUCUUCGAGCGAACGAAGGACCGUGUGCCCAACUACAUGGUGACCGAAGUGAUUGCAAGGCGCUUGGGACAGCAAUACCUGCAAGUGCUCGACGCGUUUCAGGCUGAAAAGCUGCAGGACGGGACGUACGCCUUCAACGAGAUUCACAAAUGGGCCGCGAACCUUCUCGCUACAGGAGCAGUGGCCGCUGUCAUGACCACGAAUUUUGACAACUACCUUGAGAAAGCGAUCGAGGAGAGGACUCCUUUAUGCUACCAAAUCACUGGAGAUCCUCAUGUGGACGGCAGAGAGAUCUCUUCCCGACUAUACUUGACGACUGCAAAAUCGGCGCUGGUCUUAGUUGUGAAUGGAGCAAAAGCAUUCGCCUUCGUGCGAUCUCUUAUGCCACAGCUCGGUAGUGGGAAAGUCACAUUCUUGUUCAAAGUCCACGGGUCCUGCUAUGAUCCUGUCAGCUGUAUUGACACGCGACUGCAGCGAGCUCAAGGCCUGCCAUCCUUUGCUACUGACGUCCUCGACAUUCUGCUCAAACGGACCGUGUGGCUGGUUGCUGGCUUCAGUGGAAGUGACAUGAAUGACAAUCUCGACUAUUUGCGCUUCCUUUCGAGCAAGAAGGAAGCCGCCAUCAUCUGGCUCACGUACCCUGGCAGCCGAUGGGAGUCCGCAAUACACCGUCUCACCUCGGCCAUGACCCUGGAGAAAGGCUCACGCACUGGGUUCUGCCUGGUAAAUGGCCACUUCGUUGGCGAGAGGCACACGGAAGAGAGCAGCUUCCCUCAGUUUGGACAAAAGAUCUUGAAAUGGGCCCAAAACCUGGGGCCGGACUGGUGCAAACUUCUGUUGGUGGACUUGGUGGCCCUCUUCGAAGACAAAAAGCAGAGCAAACGGCGCCUCCACAACUGUUGCAAACAUUCAAUCAAGAUAGCCCCAGCAAAGAGCUGCUCUGAACUAUGGGCCUUGGUACACUGCGCACUCCGCACAGGUAACAGAUUGCAGAGUGAAGCCAGGCAAGAUCUCUGCAGGCGACUUACUACCGGCCUGGAAGUGCUCGGUGGCCACCACAUCAGACUCCAAGAAGCCGCCACGCGUGGAGAUCAUCCGCAGGUGCAUGCACAAGCAUGGGUUGUCAGUGCCUUGAGUGGGCUGGCAAUGCUGUGCGGUGGGGAAGUCAACGGGGCAGCGAGAGCGCUUGAGAUCUCAAGCGGCAUCGCUUGGCUGGUUGGAAACUAUGAGCAUCACCAGUCGAUCGAAGGACUGUUGAAAGUCAUGUUCCAAGCCGUGCGCACUUCAGUAGAUGUUGAGGAGGAGGAAGACUCUCCCGCCUGCAAACAGACCGUCGGCUGUCUCGCCUUCAGCCCUGCCAUGGACAACGUGAACUCCAAGAUGAACAAAUAUGGCGUUCCUCCGCAGAACUACAUGCGGGCGUUGCUACAUCGCUCGAUCCUGUUUGCGGACGGUAUGAUUCUUCCUGCGAACAUCAUCAGCAAUUCGACGGUCCUUGUCGAUGAGGUAUUGUUUCAGGGCGAGCGUGAUGAGCUCAACGAGGUCUACAUCCGCCACCUCUACCCAGCCCUGCCUGCCGAGUUCAGAGACGGGCCUCGGAAGCUUCGGAGGUUUCUCGAUACUAGGCCCGAGAGUUUUAUCUUUGAGUCUGUCAACGACGAUCAUAUUGCGCGCAUGGACGACUUCUUCGAUAACCCUGCAAACGCCCAUCAAGUUCUCUACUUCGACGAAAGCUUACUCGGUCGAAAUUAUGGCAAAUAUAUACGGAAAGCAGUUGAUCCGCUGCAUCGGGAGGCUACAAUAUAUCAUCUUGUUAGGCUUUGGAAGCAUAUCGAGGCCGGAGGUGGUUGGACUGAACAGCCAGAUCACAGUGAACGUUCCUCUGCUGCUAAACACGCAGCUGAGGAUCUGACCGACUCUCUCUGCCUCCUGACGACAUUGCUCCCGGAAGCCGUGAGGAGAUCGCCGUUGUACAAAUUCGCCGAUCUCUUCGACGAAGCCAGCGACAGAGACAGCAUACUUGCAUUUCUAAGAAGUGACGCUGGAGAGGAGGCCAAGCUGCAGCUGUUGCAGGCGCGGGAUCGUAUCAUCGAGAAACCAUGGCUCUACAGUCCCUUCUGCCACGAAAUGUUCGAUGCGCCUUAUCGGGCUUCAUUAGCGUUCGACUAUGCAUCCCGUGCUGAAGUUGACACGGUGCUCUUUCUAGAAGAAGAGGAGAUCCCCUCGUGGGAGUUCAUGUCAUCGGAUUGUCAUGCAAAGGCCUUUCCGACCAACUUCGAGGCACUCCCCAUAUCAGCGGACAGCCGUAAGUACUCCUCGCUUCUACUGAGCCAGAUGACUCCCGCGACCUUGCGGAAGGCGAGAAGAGAUCUGGCGCCAUUCCGAGCAAAGAUCGUUGAAGGCUCGGCGCUUGUAGACGAUGACGUGGUAAGAAUAGAGGAGGCCAUGGCUUCUUUCGAGAGUCGUUCGCUGGCGCUUCCUGAAGUUGAGAUCAAAGCGCUCGUUGACCUCGACCCGCAUGUGAAACAGGUGGCAGAACUGCUGCUUGCCCAGUGUGUCUUCCUGGUCAGAAACGGUCCACCACUUGACCCAAUGUAUGAAGAGGCGCAGAUUGCGGUUCCCGGUCUUCUGGCGUUGCGCCGCCAGCAGGACUGA
Molecule: messenger RNA, 2955 nt
Organism: Cladophialophora yegresii CBS 114405
Lineage: Eukaryota; Fungi; Ascomycota; Eurotiomycetes; Chaetothyriales; Herpotrichiellaceae
Exons: 3
Coding region: 1-2955 (984 amino acids)
Source: RefSeq, a predicted model, not a curated record